Molecule: messenger RNA, 957 nt
Organism: Ziziphus jujuba (common jujube)
Lineage: Eukaryota; Viridiplantae; Streptophyta; Magnoliopsida; Rosales; Rhamnaceae
Product: deoxypodophyllotoxin synthase-like
Exons: 3
Coding region: 1-957 (318 amino acids)
Molecular function (GO): dioxygenase activity
Source: RefSeq, a predicted model, not a curated record
AUGGGUUCCCAAACAGAGCUCCCUCGAAUUCCUAUUAUAGAUUUUUCGAAGGAAGAAUUGAAGCUUGCAGCUUCAUCUUCUUGGCUUUCACUAUGCAAUAAAAUCCAGUAUGCAUUAGAGAAUCAUGGUUGUUUCAUAGCAAAAUAUGAUCAACUUUCUCCUGAGCUUUCCAAGAAAAUUUUUAGCCAAACCAAGGAUAUGUUUGAGGUUCCAACAGAAAUCAAAAUGAAAAAUACUAGUCAUGUACCUUACCGCGGUUACCAUACUGGACCUUCAGAUCCGAAUAUGCCAAGGUUUGAAGGCUUAGGCAUUGACAAUGCAACAUCCCUGGAAGAAACUCAAAAGUUCAUGAAUCUCAUGUGGCCUGCAGGAAAGGACCAGCUCUGCGAAGUUGUUAAUUCUUAUGCCAAGUUAUUAGGAGAUUUGAUUGAAUUCAUUUAUGAAAUGGUGUUCGAAAGCUAUGGUGCAAGGAAACACUAUGCCUCUUUUGCUGCUUCCAAUAGUCAUGUUCUUAGAUUCCUGAAAUUGAAGCCUAAGGAUGCUAGUUUAACGACCAAUAUAAGGUUUCAAUCCCAUAAGGACCUUAGCUUUGCAACUAUAGUUCAUCAGAUUGAUAUUCCUGGAUUGGAGGUACAAGCAAAGGAUGGAACCUGGAUUGCAAUUCAACCCCAACCUUCACACUUUGUGUUCUUGGCUAGCGAAGCAAUGCAGGUAUGGAGCAAUGACAGGAUAAAAGCUUGCAACCAUCGAGUGACGAUGUCAGGAAGUGGGGAAAGAUACUCACUAGGGUUGUUUACUUUCAACAAUGGAGUCAUACAAGUACCAGAAGAACUUGUAGAUGAUAAAAACCCAUUGCUAUAUAAGCCAUUUGAUCAUCCUGAGUUUAUUCGUUUUUUCCUUGAUGCUGAUCUGGCAACCAGGUUAAAUAAUCCUAUCAAGACCUUUUGUGGUGUCUAA